Messenger RNA from Coniophora puteana RWD-64-598 SS2, 189 nucleotides. RefSeq lists its product as uncharacterized. The record is from RefSeq and is a predicted model, not a curated record. The transcript is spliced from 3 exons. NCBI's taxonomy places the organism in Eukaryota, Fungi, Basidiomycota, Agaricomycetes, Boletales, Coniophoraceae. Bases 1 to 189 code for a protein of 62 amino acids.
AUGACAUCAGGAUGCAAGAAGAUUGACAAGUAUUACCAGAAGACAACCAAAUCAGACGUCUAUAUAAUGGCCAUGGUGCUUGUUCCGAACCAGAAGCUAGCAUACUUCAAGAAGUACUGGCCAGAAGACCUGCAGGAUGGUUUGAAAGAAGAAAUUGAGUCUGUGGAGCGCCAGGAACCUGUCCUCUAG